This is a messenger RNA of Hevea brasiliensis (rubber tree), 1622 nucleotides long. RefSeq names its product F-box protein CPR1-like. Lineage: Eukaryota; Viridiplantae; Streptophyta; Magnoliopsida; Malpighiales; Euphorbiaceae. Gene Ontology annotation, molecular function: protein binding. The coding region runs from base 180 to 1451 and encodes 423 amino acids. The record is from RefSeq and is a predicted model, not a curated record. The transcript has a single exon.
GAUAUACAUACAAAUAAUACGCAAGAAUCUCUUGAGAUUAUCCUACUUUGUUCACAACUCUAGUCAAUAUAUGGCGUCUGGAGUUGAGAAACCCUAGCUCCAAUUCCAAAACAUUCACUUAUUUUUGUUCCACUGUUAUUUCUCUGAUCUUCCCUUUACAUUCCAGCAUUGUUUCUCCGAUGAAAUUCGAUUAUGAUAUUUUUAUCGAAAUUCUAUGCCGUCUACCGAUUGAGACUCUCCUACGCUUCAGAUGCUUAUCAAAAAGAUGUUGUUCCUUUAUUGACAGCCCAGAUUUCAUCAACCUCCAUCUUAAUCGAUCCAUCAAAACAAGCACCAAUCGUAGCCUCAUUAUUGAUGAAAUUAAGCCAGAGGGUUCGAUCUUCGCUGUGGACUUAGACUCAUCGGAUAGAUGCCCUGUGGAGCUCCAUCGCCCCCAUAAGCCUUUCGCGGCUAGGACUGUUUAUGAUUAUAUUACUGUGGCUACUGCUGAGAAUGUUUAUUAUGAUAUUAUUGCUAAGGAGAGGAUUGUUAGGCCUCGUAAGUUUUCCUCAGAUGUAUUUGGCUCCUGCAAUGGCUUGCUUGCUAUGUACAAUGGUAAUGGCAUGAGCUUGUGGAAUCCAUCAACGAAGAAGCACCAAAUUUUACCAAAAUUUUGGAGUCAUGAUGAGUGCAAUGUUUAUGAUAGAAUCACGGUUGGAUUUGGCUAUGAUUCGAUUAACAAUGACUACAAGGUGAUCAUGAUGUUUCAACAUAAAGGUAUGUCUCUACACUUCAUCAAAAAUCCUAAGAUCAGAGUUAUGGUUUACAGUUUGAAAGGUAAUUCCUCAACAAGAAUUAAAGACCUAAAUGAUUAUUUUCUUCCUUACAACGGCUACUCUGUUCCUGUUAGUGGGUCACUGCACUGGGUGGUUAGUAACCAAGAAAAAAGGGUCGAUAACGUGAUACUUGCAUUUGAUCUUGGGAAUGAGAAGUUCUGCGAGCUGCCAAAACCUCAUUCUAACGGAUAUGAAGUAUAUUGCUUACGUGUGGCGGAACUUAGAGGAAGCCUCGCUAUAAGCUGUUCGUGCAUGGGCACCGCUGUUGAGGUAUGGGUUAUGAAAGAAUACGGAAUAACGGAAUCUUGGACUAAGUUGUUUCGGAUCUACUAUGAGCAGCUUGGAAUUUCUGAUCUUUCUACAAGCUAUCUGAAACCUUUAUGUUAUUCAAAAACUGGCGAUGAAGUCUUAUUGGAUGAUCAGUAUGGUGUAUACUCUGUCUUAUAUGAUUUAGAGCAGAAAAGUGCUAAAAGAGUUACAAUUUUUAGAUCUCCUCCAGAGCCUGAGAGUGAGAUUCCCGUAAAAAUCUCAGCAAAUAUUUGUGUGAGAAGCCUUGUUCCAGUCAAUUUUAAUUCUGGGAUUGGUGGGUCUUCUUCAGAGCUUCAAAGCAAGAAGCGCAAGGGAAAAUCAACAUGACAGAAAAGAAAGGUGAAACUUCAACUCUUCAGCAACUUUUAUGGAUUGUGGAUUUGUGAUUUUAGUCUUAGCAGGAUUAUAUAUCUAUAUAAUAUUUCUUGAACAGUUCAAGCAUUUGCAGACAUUUAUUUACUUUAUGGUUUGAUUUGCAAUAAAAAUAGCAAUUAUGUU